Messenger RNA from Trifolium pratense (red clover), 776 nucleotides. Its product is annotated as auxin-responsive protein SAUR50-like. Bases 120 to 446 code for a protein of 108 amino acids. NCBI's taxonomy places the organism in Eukaryota, Viridiplantae, Streptophyta, Magnoliopsida, Fabales, Fabaceae. The record is from RefSeq and is a predicted model, not a curated record. The transcript has a single exon. Gene Ontology annotation, biological process: response to auxin.
CUCUUCAUUGCUUCUCCAUAAAUACUAACCGUCACUCCCAUUAUCACUUCCACCACCACCACCACUAAUAGUCCUAGCUAGCUCUCUCCCUCUCUCUCUCUCUCUCUCUCUCUCUGAAAAUGGCUAUUAGAUCAAAAUCAAGCAAACUUGCUCAGAACACAGUCCUUAAGCAAAUACUAAGAAGAUGUGCAAGCUUAGGUAAGAAGUAUGAUGAAGAGGAUGAUCAAGGUCUUCCUGUUGAUGUCCCAAAAGGUCAUUUUGCUGUUUAUGUUGGUGAAAACAGAACCAGAUACAUUGUUCCAAUCUCAUUCUUGACACACCCUCAGUUUCAAUCCCUCCUUCGACAAGCUGAAGAAGAAUUUGGCUUUGAUCAUGAUAAGGGUCUCACUAUUCCUUGUCAAGAAGUUGUUUUUCGCUCUCUAACAUCAAUUAUGCUCAGAUCAUGAACACAAACAAAGUUUGGCUCUACUUGAAGAAAAGGUGAUCAAGAUGAAGCUGCAUCUAUCUAGCUUUUGCUUCUCUUUUUUUAACAUCUUUUCUUCACUUUACCGAUCUAGUUUGGUGUUUUUUUUUUUUUUUUGUUCUUUUCUUGAUGUGUUUUUGUUUUGAAUAGCCCUUUUUAUAUUUGGGGUGUUCUUCUUUUUAGUUUUGGUUAAUUAUGAGACCAUAACUUUUGUCCUCAGGAGCAUUUCUUGGGGUAAAAAUUGUAUAAAGGGUUUUCAGAUUUAUUUUCCUCAUAGGCGUUUCAUGAUAUGAAAUCUGCAAGUUUUUAGCUA